Messenger RNA from Cuscuta europaea, 939 nucleotides. The record is from the annotation of a GenBank genome assembly. Lineage: Eukaryota; Viridiplantae; Streptophyta; Magnoliopsida; Solanales; Convolvulaceae.
AAGUUACAAAAAAUCAUCCGUUUGAUCGAAUUCUAAACGAUGGAAAAUAGAAAUCUUGUUUUUCCUCUUCCCCUUACAAAACUGUUUUGCAUGUUCUUAAUCUUCAUGAUGAUUCUUGGAGUCAAAUCUCAGGACCAAGUAAUUAAUGAUAUAUUCUGCGUCAGUGAAUGUGGAGCAUGCCCUAAAGUUUGCCCUACUCCGCCACCGGGAGGAACCUCCCAGCCACCACCAAUACCAUCAGUACAACCGCCGCCGCCCAAGCCACACCAUUCUCGGCCCCCUUUACCGCCGUAUUACUACAUGGCGCCUCCAGUACCGCCCGGAGUGUACAUCACCCCAAUAAAACCACCAUCCCUUUCUCACAACAGCCCACCAUCUGUUCCAUACUUUUCCCUCCCACCGCCAUCAACUCCGGUGCCUGUUAUGAUGCCACCGCCAUCCCAACCGGAGACUCAUCGGCGGCCGCCUCCAUCCACUGUGCCUCAGCUGUCUCCGCCAAUAAGUACACCGCCAGCGGCUGGUUCAGGGCAGGGGCAAUAUAACUAUACUUACUACGGCUUCGUCAUAUCGGAGGCCGCUGCCUCUAAUGGCAGGGCGUGUGGACCGAUUGUUGUGCUUUUUGGGGUGUUGAUAUACUUCCAUGUUUUCUACGUACUGCCAAAAUGGUGAAAAGGGAGUCACGUUCCUGCAAUAUUUGAUUGUGAACUAAUGUAAUACUACGUAUUAAAAAUUAAGUCUAACUAGUGUAACACCCGUCGCAUGCCCAAUAGUAUUGAUUUGGUAUGAAUUCGAGUGAGAAAUACCGACUAUAAUCAAUUCAAAAGUUUGACUAUAAUCAACUUCUUUUAUGACUUAGCACCAUCAUAGAAGACAGAUGAGAAAUCACCAUGUUUUGGAAUAUGAAUUUGUGAUUAUAUACUUAUAGUGUUGUUUAUGUGC